CUCUAUAGGCGCGGAUGCGACAUCGUAAAAUAGUAACCACAUCAAAACCUAGGUUCGCUAGUAUCGUUAUCAAGGAGUUUGAUUGUUUGACCUCCUUGAAAUAUUUAAUGAUGAUGCUAGAUAAGAUUUCAUGACGUUACAUUUCGAAUAUUUCGAUGGACGCCUAAUCUUGUCUAUGCAACGCAGCUGAGCAAGUGACUUGUGACUAUUGAGUAUUGACUAAUAUUUUAUAUUAUUUAAUAUCGUUUAACGUUUACUGUCCUGUGUUUAAUAUUUAUUAUUGUGUCGUAUUAUAAUACGAAUUUACGAUGGGUCGUGCCGCGUACAAAUGCUGCGUGAAAAACUGCAAUUUUGAAGGUGGUAUCUCGCAUAGAUUUCCAAAUCCAAAAUUGUAUUUGACUGUACUUAGUAAUUGGGUACAAGUGAUCGGUACAGAACAGUUUGAUGGUUUAGAUCCACAACAAAUCUAUUAUGCUAAACGCAUAUGUUCUUACCACUUUUUACCUAGCAAUUACAGUGAGGGUACAAAAAUGUUGAAAAGAAAUAGCGUUCCUACACAACAUAUGAAUUCUAAUUGUGACCUGCCUCUAAGUACAUGUUCUUCCAUACCACUAGUUCCUACAGAAUCAUUGAAUAAUCAACAAUUGCCAGCUACUUGUUUGGAAGUGACCAAUAAUUGUUCAACUGCACGCAGUGUUUCUCCUGUUUCUGAUUUAUCAGGUUUUGAUCUGCUUAAUGAUGAUGAUGAUGAAAAUAACUUGAUAGAUUGUGAUGCUGAUACCAUUGACAAAUGUACUAGUGAUGCUUUUAUUGUUGACAAUGCUGAUGUAGUGCAUGCGUAUGCUUCCACAGUAAAACGUGGAAAAAAGACAAAAUUGAAAAACAUUAGUUCUGGGCCGUUAUUUAAAAUUGGUGUUAAGCGAGCAAAUCUAUUAACACCCAAAUGCAAGUCAUUGUAUGCAGAUAGUGUUUUAUUGAAUAAACAAUUCCGUUCCAUGAAACAAAGAUGUCUGAAGUUUAAAGAUCGGCUUACUGCUGCUGAAAAAAUGUCUGAUAGUUUAAUCAAUUCUAAACUGUCUAGUCGUAUGACUACAGCUGCAGCUAUAUUCACUAGACUACAACUUCGUGAAACAAAUACUUCAGCAAAAGGAAGACGAUUUACACUCGAAGAAAAGCUGUUGAGUUUGUCAUUGUAUAAAAGAGGGGCCAAAUCUUAUAACAUUUUAUCCAAAUUAUUUACACUUCCUUGUCGAAAAACCUUAUCAAAUUUGCUAUCCAAAAUACCUACAGAAACUGGAAUUGAUAAUACUUUAAUUAAAAUAUUAAAGAAAAAUCUAAAAAAUCUUUCGGAUCGUCAAAAAUAUUGCAUAAUAGUUUUUGAUGAAGUGAGUCUUGAACCUAGCUUACAAUAUAACGACUCUACUGGUUCCAUAACCGGAUUUGAAGAUAAUGGAAUGUCAAGGACUCAGAACUUUGCUGACCAUGCGCUAGUUUUUUUAAUAAGAGGAGUUGUGAAAAAAUUUAAACAACCAAUAUCUUACACUUUUUGUAAAAGUACAACAAGUAGCCAUGAUUUAGCUAGUCAAAUAAAAAAUGUCAUAAGAGCAGUCCAUUCCACUGGCCUGAAAAUUAUCGCAACUGUUUGUGACCAGGGUGCAACUAAUACCGCUGCAAUAAAUAUUCUGAAGAACGAUACCAAAGCAGAAUAUUUAAAAAAAAAUUUAAAUUACAAAGAUGAAUUCUAUGAAGUGAUAGUAGGGACUGAAUGUUUGAGAGUGGUUCAUUUAUAUGAUCCUCCCCAUCUUUUAAAAGGCAUAAGGAAUAACAUGCUAAACAAAAAUGUUGUAUUCACCAUUGAUGGUCAGCAAAAAGAAGCCAGUUGGGAUGAUAUUGUCGAUUUAUAUAAUAUUGAUAGUAACAUUGAAGAUGUGAGAAUGUUACCUAGACUAACAUCUGAACAUGUAGAGCGUAAAAAAAUAAAGAAAAUGAAGGUCAAAAACGCUGCUCAAGUUCUCAGUCAACGUGUGUCUUCAAUCAUGUCAUACUUAUCGAGUGUAAAAAUUCUCAAUGAAAACGCUGCAGACACCGCAAAAUUGUGUAUUUUUUUCGAUCAACUUUUUGAUUCGGUGAAUGGAAAUUUCGAUAAAGUUAUUGAUGGUAAAAUUUACAGAACAGCCGUGAAAAAAAAUUCUCCUCACCAUAAGCUUUGGGAAGAGUCUUUAAAAAUAUUGAACUCAAUGUAUUUCAUCAACCCAUUGACAAAAAAGCGUACACACCCGCAGCCUCCAACACUUAAAAAUUGGUCAAAGACCAUUAAAGGUUUUCAAGAAAUUUCAAAAAUAAUGCAAGAAAAUGGUAUAAGAUCAAUACUGUUGAGACUCUUCAACCAAGAUUCUUUGGAAAAUUUUUUUGGUGCAAUGCGUGCCCAUGGUUACCGAAAUAAUAAUCCUACUUGUGAUUCCUUUGCAUCAUCAUACAGAACAUUAUUACUAAACAACUUGAUGUCUGCUCAUUCACCUGGUAGUAACUGUGAGGAAGAUUUUGGAGAAGGUACAUUAACAACAUACCAGGCGUUGAUUGAUAUGUAUGCCGAAUCCCAAGAAACUGAUGAGGAAGAUGUAGAAGUUAGAGUAGCUGAUGGUUUGCCAAAGAUGAUUAGUUGUGAGUCUAAAGUUUUAAACAAUUUAGGUUCACAAACUAAGAACUACAUUGCUGGGUAUGUGAUUAAAAAACUAAACACUGUUCUUUUCCAUGAUUGCUCUACAUGUUUAUCACAAGUAUGCUCUUCAACUAUUACAAAGGACCAUGAAUUAACUGUUGCUAGAGAUUAUAAACCUUAUAACAAAUAUUUAUUAAAAUAUCCUAAUUCAGUCUUCAGCUCAUUAGUUCAAAAUUCAAUUGACAUUAUUGGUCACAAUUUACCGGCAAUAUGCCACCAUAAAAAUGUAAAAGCUGAAUUGACUAACAUUAUUAAUACCACUUUAAAUAUAAAUAUUAUCAUAUGUAAGGACCACGGUACAUUGUUUCCUAAAAAAUAUUUAAAUUUUAUUAUAAAAAUGAUUGUACAUAAUUGGUGCACUCAAAUAAAUCAAAUAAUGAAAGGCAAAAAAAAGUUGGCACCAACUGAAACCGAUCAAAUUAAAUUAAAAGCAUUUAAUCGGUAUGUAACUUUUUCAAAGAGGAUUAGGUAUACCUAAUUCUAUUUAAUUAUUUAAUUUAUAACCAGUAUUCAACAUUUUAUUUUAAUAUUUUUUAAUAUUUAUAUUAUUAAUGUUAUUAUUAUUAUUACUAUUAUUACUAUUAUUACUAUUGUACUAUUAUUACUAUUAUUACUAUUGUAUUAUUAUUACUAUUAUUACUGUGUGUCUGUUUUAAUAUUUGUUAUUGUGUAUGUCUUAUAAUCAUGA
Messenger RNA from Aphis gossypii (cotton aphid), 3407 nucleotides. RefSeq lists its product as uncharacterized. The transcript is spliced from 7 exons. Lineage: Eukaryota; Metazoa; Arthropoda; Insecta; Hemiptera; Aphididae. The coding region runs from base 309 to 3197 and encodes 962 amino acids. The record is from RefSeq and is a predicted model, not a curated record.